This is a messenger RNA of Melospiza georgiana, 876 nucleotides long. RefSeq names its product serine/arginine repetitive matrix protein 1-like. The coding region runs from base 1 to 876 and encodes 291 amino acids. The record is from RefSeq and is a predicted model, not a curated record. The transcript is spliced from 2 exons. NCBI's taxonomy places the organism in Eukaryota, Metazoa, Chordata, Aves, Passeriformes, Passerellidae.
AUGGCGGGCCGGGGUCGCCGCGCUGCCGGGCGGGGGGCGGCGGUGCCGCCACGCCGCGGGCUCUGCCCGCCCGCCCCGCGCACGCCCCGGGAGCCGCCCCCCGGUACCGCCCCCCGGCACCGCCCCGAGCCCUGCGCCCCGCCCCGGGCCGGGCCAGCGCGCCGGGACAGCACCGGGACAGCGCCGGGACAGCGCCGGGACAGCGCCGGGACAGCACCGGGACUGCGCCGGGACAGCGCCGGGACAGCGCCGGGACAGCGCCGGGACAGAACCGGGACAGAACCGGGACAGCGCCGGGACAGCGCCGGGACAGAACCGGGACAGCGCCGGGACAGCGCCGGGACAGCGCUGAGACAGCACCGGGACAGCGCCGGGACAGCGCCGGGACAGAGCGCCCCGAACCUCGGCUGUGGGGGCACCCACAGCACUGCCAGAGCCCGCUAUGGAGGGCACGAUGGUGGCACUGGGUGCCAGCCCCAGGGCCCGCAGGGCCUGUCCCCUGCUGUCACCCCAGAGCGAAGGGGCAGCUCCAGGUGCCCACCAGUACCAGAACCGGCCCUCUGCCGGGAGCAGCAGCAGCCCCAGGACACCGAGAGUGGCUCCCAGGACCCCCCAGAGUGGCUCCCAGGACCCCCAGAGCGGCUCCAGGACUCCCAGAGCAGCUCUAGGACUCCCAGAGUGGCUCCCAGGUACCCCAGAGUGGCUCCAGGACCCCCAGAGUGGCCCCAGGACACCGAGAGUGGCUCCCAGAGUUGCCCCAGGUACCCCAGAGUGGCUCCAGGUACCCCAGAGUGGCUCCAGGACUCCCAGAGCGGCUCCAGGUACCCCAGAGUGGCCCCAGGACUCCCAGAGCGGCUCCAGGGCCAGGAACAGUGA